AUGGUCAGUCCAUACGUUGGUAUUUGCAUCCAGCAGGAGAGUGGGGCAGCCGAUUCUCUUACAGAAGAACAGGUCUCUGAAUUCAAGGAGGCUUUCUCUCUAUUUGACAAAGAUGGCGAUGGCCAAAUCACAACUAAAGAGCUAGGCACGGUCAUGCGAUCACUGGGCCAGAAUCCUUCCGAGUCAGAGCUUCAAGACAUGAUAAAUGAGGUCGACGCAGACAACGAUGGAACCAUCGAUUUCCCUGAGUUUUUGACCAUGAUGGCUAGGAAAAUGAAGGACACAGAUUCUGAGGAAGAAAUUCGAGAAGCGUUCAAGGUGUUCGACCGCGACAACAACGGUUUCAUCUCCGCGGCCGAGCUCAGACACGUCAUGACCUCUAUCGGCGAGAAGUUGACUGAUGAUGAGGUAGACGAAAUGAUCAGGGAAGCUGAUCAGGAUGGGGAUGGCCGAAUUGAUUACAACGAAUUCGUCCAGCUCAUGAUGCAGAAAUAG
Molecule: messenger RNA, 495 nt
Organism: Lithohypha guttulata
Lineage: Eukaryota; Fungi; Ascomycota; Eurotiomycetes; Chaetothyriales; Trichomeriaceae
Gene: CMD1
Product: calmodulin
Exons: 6
Coding region: 1-495 (164 amino acids)
Biological process (GO): spindle pole body organization
Cellular component (GO): central plaque of spindle pole body
Molecular function (GO): enzyme regulator activity; calcium ion binding
Source: RefSeq, a predicted model, not a curated record